This is a messenger RNA of Lachancea meyersii CBS 8951, 873 nucleotides long. The record is from the annotation of a GenBank genome assembly. Lineage: Eukaryota; Fungi; Ascomycota; Saccharomycetes; Saccharomycetales; Saccharomycetaceae.
AUGGUAGUUGAUGAACUUAACUUUGAAUGGGCCUUUUUAUACUCGAAAAUUUCAAAAUUCGAAAAAUAUAGAAUGAUAGCCCUAGAAGGCCAUAGUGCUAUAACAAUUCAUCAUUUGACAAGCUCUCACGAAAGUACAAUGCUUCUUGAAUACCUAUGUAUAUUUUUGAGCUUCUGGGCCGCAGCUGAAGGUGCCAAUGUGAAGGGAAAGCUGGAUCUUUCACCUUUUAACGUAACACGCAAAACUGUGGCGAACACUGAUUUCAAGCUCAUUCAGGUUGGCGGCAACGAUGGCCACGCUUACGUAGCCCAUGCAAAAAUUCACGACCUUGACGGCAACUUCAAAUUCGAAAAUGUGCCCGAGCCAGCAGAAAACACCAAUUCCUCCACAUUUUUCGUACUUCAAGCGUCGUCCCUCGAGUUCAAUCUGAAGCCCAAUCGCAUCUUGGUCAGCAUCGAACGGGACCCACAGGACGCCACCAGGCUCGUCACAAAAGCGUUCCGGAACGUUUUUGGCAAGGAGAACUUCCCCUCGCCAGAGAUCCAACAUCCGGAAAAACUCGAAGAGAUUCCAUUAAAGUCCCACAUCCCCAUCACGCUUGUCAACAAAGCUCCGCUCAGGAUGUACGUGCAGGAAAGGAACGCUAGUUUUCUCAAGAGCGGACCAAUCGCCGGCAUUCUCAAUUCCAAAUUUAAACUCGCUGCGCUUAUUACCGGGGUCAUUGCGCUGAUUUUCCCCACUAUCUUCAGCAAGCUGGAAACCGCAGGUGCAUUAUCAAUGGCAGAAGAUAAGCUGCUCCAGCAACAAGUGCAGAAACAGUCCGACCAGAAAGAAGUUCAAAGUGAACUUGAAAACAUCAAGGCGAAGGCCUAA